Molecule: messenger RNA, 6751 nt
Organism: Limulus polyphemus (Atlantic horseshoe crab)
Lineage: Eukaryota; Metazoa; Arthropoda; Merostomata; Xiphosura; Limulidae
Product: protein SMG7-like
Exons: 2
Coding region: 206-3346 (1046 amino acids)
Biological process (GO): nuclear-transcribed mRNA catabolic process, nonsense-mediated decay
Cellular component (GO): telomerase holoenzyme complex
Molecular function (GO): telomerase RNA binding; protein binding; telomeric repeat DNA binding
Source: RefSeq, a predicted model, not a curated record
ACAGUAAACAUUCGACAUUUACGUACCUCGGAUAACAGUUAUGGUAUUAGAUAUGUUUUUAAAAUGUAAAGAAAAUGAUAGACUGACGUAAUGUUUGAAGUGAAAAGUUAUAAAAAUAAGGUAAUGAAGCAUUUAUUACAACGCUUAGGCAAUUAUGUACAGUUGGAUUGUGGACCGAAGACCUUAGAAACUCGAAAGACUCACAAUGAAGGUCCCGUCUGCUCAGCUGCUGCAGGAUGCCGAAGCCUUGAAAGCCUCACUAACAGAAGCUCCACCACUUAGCAGAGAGUCUCGGCUAAAACAACAAAAACUUGGACAGUUGUUUGAGGAACUGCUGCUCUACGAUCUUGAGUAUGCUCUUGAUAAGAAAGUGGAACAAGAGCUAUGGAAUUGUGUGUUUCGAAAUCCAAUAUCAGCACUUCAAAGCAAAGCUAAAACUCAGAAAAAAAUUAACAGCUCGGAGACUCUUGCCCAGUUGACAAUGCUACUGGAAACCGCUAGUGGAUUUUACUUUCAGCUGUUACAAAAGAUGUGUUGUGCAUUUGAUGUUGAUUUGCUGUGUUUUUCCAGGGACUUGACAUUUGAAUCAAACAAAAAGUUAAAAUGUAAGUUUGAAAGCAGUUCAAUUCCCUCAAAGUCAUCAGUUUUAUAUAUUUGUCAGCACUGUCUUGUACACUUAGGUGACAUUUCAAGAUACAGAUGUCAGUCACUACAAGCAGAAACUUAUUAUAAACAUGCUGUUGAAGUAGGACCCAAUAGUGGACAACCUUACAACCAGCUGGCUAUCCUGGAAGCUGCUAGUGGAGAUAAAUUAUCAACUGUAUUCUUCUAUAUUAGGAGUUUGGCUGUCAGCCAUCCUUUCCCAGCUGCUGCAACAAAUUUACAGAAAUUGUUUUCCAAGAUGGCAGGAGAUGGAGAAACACAUGAAGGAAAGACAAGAAUGUCAGUGUAUGAAUUUAUUACUGCUUUUCUUCAGUUUCAGGCUUUUGUUCACUUGGGGAUGGAUUUGAGUAAAGCAGAAAAACUUCUCCAGGUCUUAACAGCUGCAUUGCCUCCCUUGAUAAUUGCUGAGAAACUAGAAACUUGGCAGUUAAUUGAGAUGACAGCUGUUAACCUGUUUGCUGUCGAAAAUGCUUGGGGUUUCUUAGAAAAGGACUCAAAUGUGUUAGAUAAAGAUAAAAACCGACUUGAUAUCAUCCAAGAGUUGCCUGAAGAUGAACAAAAGUUUUCUGCUUUGGUUUUAGAAAUGAUGUCAAGUAUGUUGCAUGCUUUUUUGCUUCCUGUUCAUGCUGUUGUUAAACCUGAAGAAAUGCAGGACUACUGCAGUCUGCCAGCUGUUAAGGUCCUCCUUCAGUGGAUUUUACAAGAACCUAGUGUUCUAAAGCACGAAUCCUUUACAAGGAAACCACAAAUUUGGCACAGCUUUUGUAAACUUCUAAACGGCCUUGAGGUGGUAAUACUCAACAGUUCGGUCGAAAACAAGUUACAGAAUGUAGCCUUACCUGAAGAUUGGGAUCUUCAGGGCUUUGGACCAAUGCUAAAAACACAUCAGAAUUUGAAAUUUAGUAAGAAUAGUGGCACUCUUACAGCUAGUGAGGAAAGGUUUUUACGUAUAACAAGACUACAGGAUAUUGGCAUGGUUUUAUGUGAAGAUGACAAAGGAAAGAUAACUGUUGUCCAAAAUGAAGAAGAUAAAAGUUGUACAUUUUCAGCUCUUCAUCAGACUGAAACAGUAUCUCAAGAAGUAAUUCAGGAAUUACAAGAGAUGAAUAUAUCUAACAUUCCAGGCACAUCUUCUAGAUCUAGCCCAACUAACUUGGAUGUUUCAAGAGAUUUCCCUAGUGAAACCAUCAAAGAUUCAAAGGCAAAAAUCAUGACGAAACAUCAGCCUGAUAUCUCAACACAAGAAGUACGGUUUAAACUUGAUGAACAAGAAUCAAAGCCAGCUGAUGGUCAUCAUGCUAAACCCACAAUGGAGAAGACAGAGAAAAAAAUGGGGGUUGUUAAAGGUGGACAAGGGAUACAAAAAGAAAGAAGAGGAGGUAGACAGAAUGUUGCCAUGCAGACAAUACUUCAGCAAAGAGCUUUUCAAAAUUUGGACACUCAAGCAUUACAAUCUUCUGCUGAAAGGAACUCUGAGGAAAGUAUGUCAACCGUCAUGAUGUCUCCUACAGCCAAGUUUGGAGAGUUAGUGGCAAGACAACAAAUAGCAGGAAAUAAUGCUCAGAUUAUGUCACAACCUUUUUCUUUUACUGACCAGCACACAAGAGUGAUGGCAGAUGUUGACAAUAAAACUGGUUCUGCUCAAGAGCUUCUUUUUAAGCAUGGAGGACAAAAUGAAAGUACACCUGUCCCUCAACAUUCUCAUAACAUUCAUCCUGGAGAGCAUGCUUUAGGUGGUCCACCAGUAGGGGCAGCAUUACAAGCUCCAUUACAUCAUCUUAUUCCUCCUGGUCACAUGAGUCUUGGUGCACAACAGGGUCAUCCUCAAACUCAGAAAAACCAGCUUUCUACUCCUCAACAGUAUCUUCAUCAACAAUCCACAGAGAGAAGCCAGACUGUCCCAGUCCAGACAUAUAUGCCUAACCCAGGAGUCAUGUGGAAUUACUAUCUUCAAUCUAAUGGGAUGCAGCAGCCUUCUGUUCUACCAUCUUCUAAUGCACCUCAUGUAGUGCUUCCAAAUGCUGUCCAACAGCAGGCUAAUCUUGUUGUCAUGAAUCCAACAGGCCAAGUACAGCAGCAUCACCAAGAAAACUUGCACUUUCCUUAUUUUACAUCAAUGGGAGGAAUACAAGGAACAAGUGGUGGAUUAGGUAGAGUAGAGACUUCAGGAAAUUCUGUAAGCUCCAACAUUACCCGAAACCAAGCUUCUCAACUUCCUCAGGCAGUUGUAAUGCCUCCAUCUUCACUUGGAAUCCCUACCACGGACUGGCCACUCAAUUGGAAUCAACAAACAAACCAUGAACAUUCAGCAAGAUUGAACCCAGGCCAUCCUCUGCAGAGUAUGAAUUGUGCCCAGUCAGGUAACAUUCAGAGAGGUCCACCACCAAAUAUUUCACAUCAGACAGGACACAGAUUCAAUCAUCCAGGUACAAGAGGAAACCAGGUUGGUUCCCUUGCCGAUCCAGGUGGAAACACUUACUCUCUCUUCAGCUCUCCUUGGCCUUCUGGGAUUCAUAUGUCCCAGUCAGGUAAAGAUGGAAAUUAUACAGGAUCAAACAGUGCUAAUAUGGAAAGUUUGAUGGUACAACCACAGAUCCAGAGUCUCUGGUCUGGUCCAGGACCUUCUCCUCUUGAGAGACUUUUGGAACAACAGAAGCAAUGGCGAGAAGGAACAGGGCAGUGAAGCUUUGAGGAGAUUCUAGAGAGUUUUUGGAAAAAUUGGAAAUUUGUGAGAUGUAGAAUUGUCUCUGUUUAGAUAAGCAACAAUUCUGAGAGCUGUAAUAACAUGAUGUGGAGGUACUGUCAAGAUGACGUAUAGAAGGCACUACAUCACUAAGUUGUAUGGAAUUUAUAAGCACUAUAGCAACUUCGGACAUAGAGGCUAGAUUAAGAUGGAGUCUAUGAACAACUUCAAAGAGUUAAGUCAUCUAGUAAUCCACUAUUUAAUCAGAAGAUUAGAGUUUGCCAACAGAAGAAUAUCAGUGGGUGACCCAAAACAACACUCCUGUGAUGGUAAAUUAACUGACUAGCACAAUGUAUGUCUUAGUUGAAAUGCUUGAAAAUUAUUUCCGGGUUCUUUUUCAAUGAAAACCAUAAGUACUGUUUAAAAAUCUGAAAACUUGGAAGCGAUCUAAAGAUUUUCUUAACCAAUCACCAGUGUCAAAUGAAAGCUGAAUUACAGAACAGUCCAGUGAUUUUAGUUCACCAGUAACAAAUCUCAGUUAAAGUAAUCAGAGGAAGUAGUAUCAAGUCUGAAAUAAACUGAACUGAAAGCCACAAGAACUGUGUAUAGGAAUUUAAAGAAUAAGCUGGAAGUUAAGAAGUGUGACCCAUCCAUCAAAUCUAAGGAUAUCUUAUCUACAACAAAGAACUUUCAGUAAAAUGAUCUGACGUGUCCAGUAACCUGACAACAUAUCCGUCAGCCUAGGUGGCAUCCACUUAUGGUCACUCGAGCAGUUUUGAAAGUUAGUGCUUACAAAUAAGAAUCAUGUUAACAUUUAUAUUGUACUUUAUGCCGAAGUAAUCAGAUCUGUACGUAACGAAUUACAGGUUCACUGUAUGUUGUAUAUCUGGUUAUUUCCAUAAAUGUUAAAAAAAAACACCAUUUAGAUUAGUUAUAAAAGUUUAGGAAACCCAGAAUUUCUUGGGCGAAGAGUGGUGUUUGUGUAAUUCAUUGUGCUUGUAAAAUCAACUAAACUUUUAUACAAUUUUGUCUUUUUAAUUUGCACAUUUGGUUUUGGGUAGAAUACAGUACAAGUAUAAAUAAUAAUUUACAUGUAAACAUUUUUAUGAAGAACGUGCACAGUUAAACUCGAAGCUUUAGUUUUAGCCAUUAUUCAAAUUUAUAUUCAUGGGUUAUUUGACUGGAGUUUUUGAAGCUGGGAGUGAGAGUUAGAUAGUAAAAUAGUGUUUAAGUUCAAUGCUAUUGUGAUAUUAGAAAAUGUGUGUUAGGGAAGAACUUGUUCUAGAAAGUUCUUUACAACAUUGACAGUGUAGGAGGAUGUUAUCAAUUUCUUAAGCAACCAGAAAGGAAUGAGAUAUUAAUAGGUAUUCUUAAUUAUAUUCAGCGUUUGUCACUGUAGUAGUUUGUGGAAAUUAAUCUGGAACUCGAAACUGGACUUUAUAAGUGUUUAUUCAAGGAUCAUUUCUGUGUAACUUAAUCCAUAGCAUUAGUAUAAGUAAUGUUUGUGAGGGUACAGCGUAUGUGAUAGACCAGUUGGGAUUUUCAUGUUAUCUUUUCUUCAAUAUCCAAGUUAUGAAUACAUUUGUGUCUAAUUGCAAUAAAGUUAAGCCAGUUGCCUGUAUUUGUUUACUAACCGCUUUGGAAUUUUCAGUAACGGUGCGAACUAAUUUAAAAUCAAGUCUACUAAAUUGAGAUAGCUUUAAAAACGCCACUUUUUCAAAAAACUUUGUGCAUAACUAUUCACGCAUAAUUCACAAAUGUUUUUUUUUUUCUUAUUUGGACUUUUAAUAUUCUUUCAGUUUUAACCAUAAAUUAUUUGAGCGUCUGUUGUUCCUUCAGUGUUUAUGGAACAAUGUAAGUCGUGUCAAGAUGUUUCUACAUUUUCGUGUUUUGUGAAGUAGUUGAACACUAGUUUAAAAGACUUGGAGAUGGAUACCGGUAACUUAGUAGUAUUCUAGUAGUGUUUCCAAGGUGUAUCUGUUACGCUCCUGUGUUUUAUAUAUGUUAGUAAAGAUUGUGAAAUCUGCACUUAAUUUUUUUAUUAGUAGUCAGGCACAACUUUUAUUGAUUUAGUGUUAACACGUUACAGGUGAAAUGUGUUUGUUUGGAAUUCAAGGCUGGCCUAAAGAGAAGGGUGAAUGUACGAAAGUUAGUAGAUUGAUAAACUAGUUAUAUUAUAUUAAGUGUGUUUCUGUGUAAUUGGUUAUAAGUAUAGUUUAUAUUUCUGAAAUUGAUUUAAAAUUUUCACUAAGAGAAUGGGAAGUAAACGUUGAACAACCUCCCCCCCCCUCCAAACUUAAUAUCCCUCGAUAUACAUAUUUGAAUGGAUAAUUAUUGUUGUCAUGAUGUGUGUCAGAUUGUUUAAAUUAAGUAAAACGUGUGUUUAAUAAAGUUCGACCUCUACUUUUAAUCGGUUAUUUCAACAUUGUAUAAGUUACUUUGAAACUAUAUAUAUAUAUAUAUAUAUAUUUGUAACUUUAGAGAUUUGACUACUGUUUUUCGUGCGGUCCAUUGAAAUGACGAAUUUAGGCUUAGCUGUCACUGAAGAGAAAAAGUACCAGUGACAGCUAUAUUGCUUUGAAGAGUGCGUGAAAGAUGUAAAGACGACUUUUCCCCGGUUUUUUUUGCACUCGGGUGUGUUUGUGUGUGUGCAUGUUUUUACGAGUAAAUAAAGUGUGUUUUGUUUUAAGGUUGUAGGUUAACCAAACUUCUCUGAUUACGUUUAUGUUUAAAUAAUAAACGCUUCUCACUGUACUUGUUUUGAAAAAUCAAGAAUUAUCCACUAAAAAAAUAGUUUAAACUGUACACGUUGUAAGUAUUUCUCUUAUUUGGCGGGUGUGUAUUAGAAGAUCAAGAUUUGGUGUCCGAAUCUCCUAAAAAUAAUUCAUGCUCAGUGGCACAGCAGCACGUCUACGGAUUUAUAACACUAGAAACCGGGUUUCGAUACCCGUGGUUGAUACAGGACAGAUAGCCCAUUGUGUACCUUUGUGCUUAACUUCAAACAAACAAAUCAUGCCUGGAAAGACAAAUUUAUAUUAACUAGUAACAUGGAACUUUCUUAUAAUCAGAUAAAUAUUAAUAAUUUGUUGUAGAAACCGAAUGGGGUCACGACCUUAUAUUGCUUUAAGUAUUAUCAGUGACGUUAACUGACCAUCACGGUUGCUGCGUAUGAAAUACAAAACUCUCCAGUAAUGUAAUCAGAACAUGUAUUCUUGUACGUGACGCAUUCCGUAAAAUAUUUAUAUGAUUUCAGAGAUCAACGAAGGUUUACAACAUCAUCUUGCAUAGAUGGGUCAUAUUUUCUUAUUACGAACUUCCAUACGAUAUCGCCAAAAACGAUCAUCUUUUCAGCUACAAAAAUAUACUUUUAUAAAAUGCAGUUUUAUGACGCAAAACUGAAAUUUA